AUGGGUGGGUACAUCAAGAAUGUUAUCGCUGACAUGGCCCAGUCUAUUAAAGAUGCUGGGUUUGAUCCUUUUUAUAUCGAGAGACAAGAAUAUAUCUACCAGCUGCCUGUGCCAGUGAUCUUCAAAAACGUCAUUUUAAUCGAACAAUUACUGAGCAAUGGAAUCAGUAACAUCGUGGUUAACUCCGUCAACUACAGUCUGCUCGCUUCUCGACUCACCUUUGAUAUUGAACUGCCACUCAUUGAUAUGGGUGUUGAUGCUGGCUCAGUGGAAACCACUGUUUUUGGGAGAAACUUUACAAUGAAUUCGUCUGGAAAGGUAGCCAUUCAGCGUAUGCGCUUCGUGGGUCAGAUCCGUUUUAUAGUGAAUUUAAUUCCGAGGCUCAGCAUCAGCGCUCGCAGCUCGAAGAUUGCCUUUACUAUGGACGGGAUCGAAUCCGAUGUAAAGGUCGUUGUUCAAAAUGAGGAUUAUUCUGAUAAAAUGAAUGAGUUCCUGAGUACAACUGUGCCAGCUACCUUCAAGGAAUACAGGUCUGAGAUCAACGAACUCCUGGAGAUCCUGUCGGUGGAGUACAUCAACAGUUAUUUGCAGGCACAGCAGAACAAUUAG
This is a messenger RNA of Spodoptera littoralis (African cotton leafworm), 609 nucleotides long. NCBI's taxonomy places the organism in Eukaryota, Metazoa, Arthropoda, Insecta, Lepidoptera, Noctuidae. The record is from the annotation of a GenBank genome assembly.